Cryphonectria parasitica EP155 is the source of this 1803-nucleotide messenger RNA. Its product is annotated as manganese lipoxygenase. Lineage: Eukaryota; Fungi; Ascomycota; Sordariomycetes; Diaporthales; Cryphonectriaceae. Gene Ontology annotation, molecular function: metal ion binding; oxidoreductase activity, acting on single donors with incorporation of molecular oxygen, incorporation of two atoms of oxygen. The transcript is spliced from 5 exons. The record is from RefSeq and is a predicted model, not a curated record. Gene Ontology annotation, biological process: lipid oxidation. Bases 1 to 1803 code for a protein of 600 amino acids.
AUGUAUCUUUCACCGUUUUCACUUCUAACACUCCUUAAUCUUGCCUCUUCUCAUGCAUAUGGUGCUGUAAUACCACAACGGAAGUCUCCAUACCUGCCUGUCCCGUUUCAAUUGGGUCGUCGGGUAACGGCUGGGGCUUACACUAUAACCGCAGAUGAUAGCAAUCAAACACAGAGACUCGAGGCAAUAAAUGCCACGCGCGCAGGAUUCCUUUACGGACCUGCUGUUGGCGGCGGACCCUUUUAUCCUGCAGGCCCCGUGGGCAAUUUGACGGCGAGUGAAGACUCGGCCGCCCUCGACGCCGAUGAGGAGGCCGAGGAUUUUGGCGACCUCUCCACGCUGGAAAGUUACGUACAGCUCUACGACAACGAGUGGACACAUUCGCUACCAAAUGGUCCUGCGCCGGGCAUCCUCACCAACUACACCCAAGACCUUGUCUUCUCAAUGGAACGCUUAGCAAACAGCCCAUUCGCGGUGAGGAGGCUCAACCCGUCAAGCGAUUCACUCCCCUUCCAGGUCGAGGACUCCAUCGCGCAGAAUGUGUCUGGCCUGACACUAGAGAGCUUGUUCUCAGCUGGUCGCCUCUUCUAUGUGGAUCAUACCGACAUCGGGACCCUCCCGACCAACGGGCGGUACACCGCAGCGACCGAUGCGUAUUUCGUUAUUGAUGCGACGUCUGGAGAUUUCCUGCCCUUGGCUAUUCGGACGGGGGUGGGAGCAGACCUGAUCUAUACGCCUACAGAUAAGGCUGAUGACUGGUUGUUGGCUAAGAUCAUGUUCAAUGCCAAUGACUUAUUCUUUGCUCAAUUCAACCAUCUAGCAGCUACUCAUAUGGUGGUUCAAAUUACCUGGAUGGCAGCUAUCCGCUCCCUCAGCACUGAGCAUCCUGUCUACGCUAUAUUUGAUCGCCUCGCUUACGAAACAUUUGGAAUUCAACCUAUUGCAGCUGCGAUGCUGUUCGCUCCCGGGGCUGCAAUCGAUGAGAUUUUCCCUGUUAGUGGCACGACAGCACAGAACUAUGCAAGUGACCUGUAUUUCAACGGGAAGGGCAAUUUCCAGGCCAACUAUUUCUUGACGGACUUGCAAAAUCGAGGACUUAUCAACUCGACGAUCGGCCCCGAGCUUACUCACUUCCCUUUCUACGAGGAUGCUGCGGUUAUUUAUAACGCAGUCGAGACCUUUAUGACGACUUUUGUCGACUCUUACUACACCACAGACAGCGCGGUUGCGGCUGAUACAGAGUUACAAAAUUGGGCCGAGGAGGCGAACGGCCCAGCUGAGGCGAUGGGCUUCCCUACAACCAUCUCAGACAAGGCCACGCUGAAAGAUCAAAACAAGACCGAGUCAAUGCUAAUCUCCCUCAUUAACACACAGGCUCACCUUGUCACCUCGGCGCAUCACUCUGUAAACACCAACCAGUUGGAAUCCCUCAGCCUGACGCUGCCUUUCCAUCCUGCAGCACUCUACGCACCCAUUCCAACCACCAAGGGCAACACCUCGGUCGUCUCGUUCCUGCCACCCUUUGAACAAUCCGAUGCGCAGAUCUUCGUUUCCGCCGGGUUUUCGCGGCCCCUGCUCGCCGGCACGAACCGUUCGCUUCUGCACAUGUUUGACGACGAGAGCAUGUUGAAUCUCAUGAAUGAGGAGACGGCCGAGGCGGCCGCCACAUUCAAGAGCACCAUGCAGGCGUUUAGCGACGUGGUCGCAGCGAGAACCUUUGAUGCAGAGGGGCUCUGCCAGGGGAUGCCUUUUGUGUGGCAGGCAUUGGAUCCCAACGUUGCGCCUUACUCCUCUGCUAUCUAG